Prorocentrum cordatum is the source of this 1121-nucleotide messenger RNA. Lineage: Eukaryota; Dinophyceae; Prorocentrales; Prorocentraceae. The record is from the annotation of a GenBank genome assembly.
GCUCCCCGCGGCCCUGCCGGACUGCGGCCUGGGGGAGCUGGCGCUGCUGGUGGGCGCGCUGGUCUCCACCGGGACGCCCGCGCCGCAGGGCGUCGCGGACGCCUUGUUCGCGGAGGUCCUGCGGAAGUGCCGCGCGGAGGCCUUCGCGGCCCCAGACCGGCAGCCCAGCGUCGGCAACACGCGGUGGCCGCCCUCAUGGACGGUACGGUGGCGCUGUCGCCCGCGGGGGGGCGGCCAGCCCUGGCCGCCCUGCGUCCGCUGGCGCUCCGACUGGCCGGUGACGGCGGCCUCACCGUCCACAGCAUCUCCUCCGUGCUCGCAGCGCACGCCCACCUCGCGGUGAGGGACGCAGACCUCAUCGAGCAGAUGUCCCGCGGCGCCGCCCUCGCCCCCGAGGGGAAGCUGCCCGCCGCGGUGGUCGGCCGCCUGCUCGUGUCCUGCGGGGCCCUCGGGGCGCCACUUCCGGAGGCGCUGCUGCGGCACGUGGAGGCGGAGCUGCUGAGGCUGCUGCCCAGGAUGCCCCUCGACGCCGUGGCGAGGGUGCUGCUGGCUACCGCUCUGGCCGGCUUCCAGCACUUCUCGGCGGGGGCGGUGGACGCGCUUGUUGCGCGCGCUGGGUCGCUCUGCGAGGGGGCGGUGGUGGCGAAGGGUGCCGCCUGCGCGCUGGCGGCCAGCGCGCACGCGCGCUGGGACGGGCGCGGGCCCCUGCCGCAGCUGGCCCGCGUGGCCUCGGACCAUGCGCACCGGCUGGACCCGCCCCCGCCCCAGGGCCUGCUGCGGGAGGUCUUCCGCGGCCUCCUGGACGCGGUCGACGGCGCCGAGGUGGCCGCCGACGUCCCCGCGCACGGCUUCCAUGCAGCUGACGCCCUCCAUGGCAGGGGGCGAGCGCGACCGCUGUCGAGGUGGACGGCCCGCAGCGCUUCUAUCACGGCGGAGGUGCCCGCGAGCUACUGGCGGUCAGCCUGCUCAAGCAGCGCGCGCUGGAGCGCCAGCACGGCGCGGUGGCGCGCGUCGGCUUCUGGGAGUGGCCCGCCUGCGGCUCCGCGCGGCGGGCCCUGCUGCUGGAGCGGCUGCGCGCCGCGCGGCCGGGCGCGAGCCCGACGGCCGCGGCCUGCCCGAGA